Messenger RNA from Cygnus atratus (black swan), 7345 nucleotides. RefSeq names its product regulating synaptic membrane exocytosis 1 (gene RIMS1). NCBI's taxonomy places the organism in Eukaryota, Metazoa, Chordata, Aves, Anseriformes, Anatidae. Gene Ontology annotation, cellular component: presynaptic membrane; cytoskeleton of presynaptic active zone. The transcript has 31 exons. Gene Ontology annotation, biological process: intracellular protein transport; regulation of membrane potential; regulation of synaptic plasticity. Bases 224 to 5038 code for a protein of 1604 amino acids. Gene Ontology annotation, molecular function: small GTPase binding; transmembrane transporter binding. The record is from RefSeq and is a predicted model, not a curated record.
ACAAAAGGGAGGGAGCGAGCAGCAGCGGGAGCCGGGCUGGGGGGGAUGCGAGCAACCAUGAAAGGCUGGGUCUCCGCCUCCUCCUCCGCUGCUGCCAGAGAGCUGCCGGCUGCUGCCGCCGCUGCUGCUGCUCGGAGGACUACACUGUGAAGGGGGCGGAGGAGAGGCUGGCUGGGUUUGCCGGGCGAAGGUAGAAGGUGUAAAGGGAGAGGCGAGGAGGAAAAUGUCUUCUUCGGUGGGGCCCCGCGGCCCUCGCCCACCCACGGUGCCCCCCCCGAUGCAGGAGCUGCCCGACCUCAGCCACCUGACGGAGGAGGAGAGGAACAUUAUUAUGGCCGUGAUGGACCGGCAGAAAGAAGAGGAAGAGAAAGAAGAGGCCAUGCUCAAGAGGUUGCAUCAACAAUUUGAAAGCUAUAAAGAGCAAGUAAGAAAGAUAGGGGAAGAAGCCCGCCGUUACCAGGGAGAGCACAAGGAUGAUGCUCCAACAUGUGGAAUCUGUCAUAAAACAAAGUUUGCAGAUGGUUGUGGCCAUUUAUGCUCUUAUUGCCGGACCAAGUUUUGUGCUCGAUGUGGAGGUCGUGUCUCCCUGCGAUCAAACAAUGUUAUGUGGGUAUGCAAUUUAUGUCGAAAGCAACAAGAAAUCCUAACAAAAUCUGGAGCGUGGUUUUUUGGAAGUGGACCGCAGCCGUCACCCAGCCAGGACGGAACACUGAGUGACACAGCGACUGGUGCGAGUUCUGAUGUACCGAGAGAAAAGAAAGCAAGGCUUCAAGAGAGGUCGAGGUCACAGACUCCUUUAAGCACAGCAACUGCCUCACCACAGGAGAUCACUCCUUCCAGCGUGCAGUCUGACCGGAGGAAAGGAGCAGAAGUGUCGCAGCCAGCUAUGGGCCUGGACCAAAAGCAAGUUUCAUCAAGGUCUAGAAGUGAGCCUCCAAGAGAGAGGAAGAAAACGUUAUUGGCUUCAGACCAGAAUGGCAAGGGUGUAAAGAGUGAGCGUAAGCGUGUGCCAAAAUCCUCAGUUCAAAAAGAAGGACCAGCAGAUGACAGGGAACGUAAAGAAAGGCACGAAAGUAGAAGGCUGGAGAAAGGGAAGUCACAGGACUAUCCAGACUUGCCAGAAAAACUUGAGGAAGGCAAAGUGCCUGAUGAUGAAAAACAAAGGAAGGAAGAUGAAUAUCAUACUCGAUACAGGAGUGACCCCAAUCUGGCAAGAUAUCCUGUAAAACCCCAUCCGGAGGAACAGCAGAUGCGCAUGCAUGCCAAAGUUUCUAAAGCACGGCAUGAGAGAAGACACAGCGAUGUAGCUUUGCCACACACAGAAAUGGAGGAAGCGGAGGUACCUGAGAAUAACUUAGGAAAACGCUCACAAUUACAGGGAACUCAGGACAGAAAAUCUCUUGUGGAAACUCAGAGGUCGUACUCUAUAGACAGAACAGGUGAUGUAAGAAUUUCUGUUUCUAAACAAUUAACUAAUCAUAGUCCACCAACUCCCAGGCAUAGUCCAGUUCCUAUAGAACACGUAGAGUACAAGAACCACGAUUCCUUUAAAAAACAGAGCCGCCUUGAUCCUAGCUCUGCUAUUCUCAUGCGAAAAGCAAAGCGGGAGAAAAUGGAGACCAUGCUAAGGAAUGAUUCCCUUAGCUCUGACCAGUCGGAAUCAGUGCGGCCAUCCCCUCCAAAGCCUCAUAGAGCAAAAAGAGGCGGAAAGAAAAGGCAGAUGUCAGUUAGUAGCUCAGAGGAAGAAGGGGCAUCAACACCAGAAUAUACUAGCUGUGAAGAUGUGGAGAUAGAAAGUGAAAGUGUCAGUGAAAAAGGUGACUUGGAUUAUUACUGGCUGGAUCCUGCCACGUGGCACAGCAGGGAGACAUCCCCUAUUAGUUCGCAUCCAGUAACGUGGCAGCCUUCUAAAGAGGGAGAUCGCUUAAUUGGGCGUGUUAUUCUUAACAAGAGAACAACCAUGCCAAAAGAAUCAGGUGCAUUACUGGGACUAAAAGUUGUUGGAGGAAAAAUGACAGAAUUAGGACGACUUGGUGCCUUCAUUACCAAAGUGAAAAAAGGUAGCUUGGCCGAUGUGGUGGGGCAUCUCAGAGCAGGGGAUGAAGUUCUAGAAUGGAAUGGCAAACCCUUGCCUGGAGCUACAAAUGAAGAAGUUUACAACAUUAUUUUGGAAUCAAAGUCAGAACCUCAAGUUGAAAUUAUUGUUUCAAGGCCUAUUGGUGAUAUUCCACGGAUUCCUGAGAGUUCUCAUCCCCCGUUAGAGUCCAGUUCAAGUUCUUUUGAAUCUCAGAAGAUGGAAAGGCCUUCUAUUUCUGUUAUAUCUCCAACCAGCCCUGGAGCCCUAAGGGAUGCACCACAAGUCCUACCGGGACAGCUUUCUGUGAAACUGUGGUAUGACAAAGUGGGACAUCAGUUAAUAGUAAAUGUUCUGCAAGCAAUGGAUUUACCACCAAGAGUAGAUGGACGUCCCAGGAACCCCUAUGUAAAAAUGUAUUUUCUUCCAGACAGAAGUGAUAAGAGUAAAAGGAGGACCAAAACAGUAAAGAAAAGUCUAGAGCCAAAAUGGAACCAAACUUUUCUCUACUCGCAUGUACAUCGUAGAGAUUUUAGAGAACGAAUGCUUGAAAUAACAGUAUGGGAUCAGCCAAGAGUACAAGAAGAGGAGAGUGAAUUUCUUGGAGAGAUUCUUAUAGAGCUGGAGACAGCACUUUUAGAUGAUGAACCACAUUGGUAUAAGCUACAAACACAUGAUGAAUCUUCACUACCUCUGCCUCAGCCAUCACCUUUCAUGCCAAGAAGACAUGUACAUGGUGGAGAAAGCUCUAGCAAAAAAUUACAAAGAUCUCGGCCAAUCAGUGAUAGUGACAUCUCAGAUUAUGAUGUUGAUGAUGGUAUUGGAGUUGUUCCUCCAGUAGCUUAUAGAUCUAGUACUAGAGAAAGUAAAUCUACAACGCUAACUGUGCCAGAACAGCAAAGAACAACACAUCAUCGUUCACGUUCCGUAUCUCCUCACCGUGGCGAAGAUCAGGGCAGGACCCGUUCACGUUUACCAAAUGUGCCAUUACAGAGGAGUUUAGAUGAAAUCCAUCAAAUGAGAAGAUCACGUUCUCCAACUAGACACCAUGAUGCCUCCAGAAGUCCAGCUGAUUACAGAUCCAGAGACAUGGAUAGUCAGUAUUUGUCUGAUCAAGAAAGUGAGCUUCUUAUGCUGCCCAGAGCAAAACGAGGAAGAAGUGCAGAGUGCCUACAUACCAUCAGCUCAACUCUUCCUGCAUGUGCUAAGACCAAAUCAGUGAUUAGACAGGAUAUUUCUCUCCUUCGUGAUUGCCUUAAUUCACGAAUACCGAAAUUUGGAGAUGACCUCCUGGUUAGUGAACUACAGCCCUCCCUUGACAGGGCUAGGAGUGCUAGUACCAACUGCUUGAGACCAGAUACUAGUUUGCAUUCACCAGAACGAGAAAGGGGUAGAUGGUCCCCCUCCCUAGAGAGGAGACGACCUACUAGUCCCAGGAUUCAUAUCGAGCAUGCAUCUCCGGAGGAUGACAGAACAAGGACGCUGGAGUCUUGCAUUCCAAAACAGGACAGUGUAGACCACCUAAGUGCUAAACCUGGAGCAGCACAGAGGCAGUCCAGAAAAGUGGAAAGAUAUAGCAGCCAAAAACAAACUAGGAAAGGCUCCACAACUGAAACAGAAAGAAUACAUCAACAAGGAAGUCCUACACAGUCUCCUCCUGCAGACACGUCCUUCAGCAGUCGCAGGGGAAGACAGCUACCGCAAGUUCCAGUAAGAAGUGGCAGUAUAGAGCAAGCAAGCUUAGUAGUGGAGGAGCGAACGAGACAGAUGAAAAUGAAAGUGCACCGUUAUAAUCAGACAUCAGGGUCUGGUUCUAGUCAAGAACAUGAGCGUGAGCAAUAUACCAAGUAUAACAUACAAACAGAUCAGUACAGAAGUUGUGAUAACGUCUCUGCCAAAUCAUCAGAUAGUGAUGUCAGUGAUGUGUCAGCCAUUUCCCGAACCAGCAGUGCCUCACGCCUCAGCAGCACAAGUUUUAUGUCAGAGCAAUCUGAACGCCCUCGGGGCAGAAUCAGUACAUUUACUCCUAAAAUGCAAGGCAGACGGAUGGGAACUUCAGGGAGAAUCACUAAGAGCACAAGUGUGAGCGGAGAGAUGUAUAAGCUGGAGCACAAUGAUGGGAGUCAGUCGGACACGGCUGUCGGCACGGUUGGAACAGGUGGGAAGAAAAGGCGUUCCAGCCUUAGUGCCAAAGUGGUUGCCAUAGUGUCUCGAAGGAGCAGAAGCACAUCUCAACUUAGCCAAACAGAGGCUGGCAACAAGAAAUUAAAGAGCACGAUACAGAGAAGCACAGAGACAGGAAUGGCAGCAGAGAUGAGAAGUCGUAUGGUUCGACAACCAAGUCGAGAAUCCACUGAUGGUAGCAUAAAUAGUUACAGCUCUGAGGGCAACUUAAUAUUUCCUGGAGUACGGCUGGGUGCUGACAGUCAGUUUAGUGAUUUCCUUGAUGGACUUGGACCUGCACAGUUAGUAGGCCGGCAAACGCUAGCAACCCCUGCCAUGGGUGAUAUCCAGAUUGGCAUGGUGGAUAAAAAGGGUCAGUUAGAAGUAGAAGUCAUAAGAGCCCGUGGCCUCACGCAAAAACCUGGCUCCAAAUCUACCCCAGCUCCAUAUGUCAAAGUGUAUUUAUUGGAAAAUGGAGCAUGUAUAGCUAAGAAGAAGACAAGGAUUGCACGGAAGACCCUUGAUCCUUUGUACCAACAGACACUGGUUUUUGAUGAAAGCCCACAGGGUAAAGUCCUUCAGGUAAUAGUUUGGGGAGACUAUGGCCGAAUGGAUCACAAAUGCUUCAUGGGAGUUGCGCAGAUCCUUCUGGAGGAACUGGAUCUGUCCAGUGUGGUAAUAGGCUGGUAUAAAUUAUUUCCACCUUCAUCACUAGUGGAUCCAACCUUGACUCCCCUGACACGCAGGGCCUCCCAGUCAUCUCUGGAAAGCUCAACUGGGCCUCCCUGCAUUAGGUCAUAGUAGCAGGUGCUGUCUAAUAAGAACACCACCCAGGAUAACGAUUGGAACCAGAUACUCACACGAUCAAAAAACGCUGUUGGAGAGAGACAAUCACUUCUGUUUUUGCUUGUAGUAGUUAUCCAAAAAUAUGUCUGAGUUGUUUGUUGAGAGACAGCUUACAUUGACAGAACAAAAAUAUAUCACGUAUGGCCAAUCUAUUAGCAACUAUCACUGAUGCUUAUAUUGAUCCAAAAACAAACAAACAAAGAGAAAGAGGGACCUUUAGAUUCAAAUUAAGUCAAAUAUGAGCCAAACUGGAAGCUCUCACUCUGUUAACAAUGUUGUAUUUCUUCACCUUUUGACAGAGCCCUCAAGCAGUGUUAACUUCCUGGUGUUUCAGCAGUUUUUCUGUACUUGUUACUUCCACUAGUUUUUUGCCAUGUGAUUCUGCUAGUUUUGUAGAAGUCCUCACAACGCUAACAGAGACCCUUCCUUUCUUUUUCUAAACCAAACAAAAUAAACCAAAAGGGCUGAAGCAUAUCUCUGUAAGCAUCGUUAAAGUGUUCAACAGCCACAGUUACAAUUCCAGCAAGUUCAAAUCGUUUCUCGGUUCUGGUGCUUCAAAGUCUCUCAUGUGGGAACCCAGAACAAAUGACCGAUCGAGGUUAUAUUCUUAAAAAUAACUAAUCAUCACAGUGCCACUUUUUCUUUGUAAAAUAAAAGCAGAUAUGUUUGCAUUAUAUAUAAUAACUUUUAUGUUUAUGAUGUUUUGCAUGGAAGAAUUUUGAAGAAUUCUGCAACUAAUGCUGGGGACUGGUAUAAAGCAGCUUUAGUCUUAAUUUUUGACAUUGAAUAUGUUACUGGUAAUGCAGUUUUCCUCCUAGAAAUGGAGAGGAAAUAUUUACGUUUCUGUGUAUAAAUGUAUAUUUGACUUCCCAAAAUGUUGACCAGGAAUGGAUUGAGCAUAUGACACUUUCAGCUGUACCCGGGCUUCUCUGAUGUGUGUCGCUUCAGACGCACUUGUCUGCCCUGGAUAGAGCAUGGUAUGAGUUGUUCAGUGUUUCACUGGAAAUUCCAGUUGAAAUAUUCUGCACUUACUAAUGUUUUUAUCAAAUUUUAGUUUACAUUUCUUUGAGAUUGAUGCAAGCACAAAGCUUGAUUUUUUAACGCAAGAUAUCUUACUUUUUGGAGAAAAAAAAAAGUCAAAAUUCAAUUUGCUUUUUAUUCAUUUGAGUUCUUCUUGGCCUUGAAAUCCCUUGUGAUAUUCUGUAAAUGUGCUAAAAACUGCAGAUUCUGCAGGUGCAUUGACAUGUUUCCCCUCCUUUUACAGGCCAUUCAAUUUUGUGAUCACACAAAUAGAGCAGCAUGACUUGGAACUGUUCAAAGCUGCAUGCACGUUUUGUAAAAAGAGAUGAAAAAGGUUAUUUAAUAAUGUAUGUUAGUUCCACAUAGGCCAGCUUGUAUGUUGCAUGUACUUGUACAGUUUGCUCGUAAUUACUAUACUGAAGUAACCAAGAAAUCUAAGCCAUCCAUUUUUCUUAUAGACAUUUUGCAGGUUUUAGCCAGGCUAGGUCUGUGAGUCUGGUGCUAAAUGUCUAUAGAUGGACUUUAUUUUUUACCCUAUGGAAAACGUGAUGUAGUACGGACCAAAUUCCUUCUAAUAAAUAUUUUGGUGUAGAUUCCUACUGUGGGGCUGUAACACAUGUAGAAACUGUGUACACACUAGGUUUUAAUUCAUAGACAUACUGCCUGCACCAAGUGAACUAUUUAUUAUUACUCAACACGUCAGAAUUACUCUGCCCAUCUUUCCGUAGGGCGCAGAUUAAUUACUGCUCGACCUGCUGAGCAGGAAGAACUCAAGUAUUGGUGCACUACUACUAGAUCCUGUUCUGUCUUAGUGGCCAAAAAACAACUAGUUAUAAUUCGAUAGCAUCUUUCUAUUUUGACCACUUGUCUUAACACUCCCCUGUGCUUUUAAAUGAACUUCCAACUCAUGUUAUGUAAACAUGUUUAAUAAAAUUUCCUUUUCAUGUCCAGUGUAGUAGUUGUGCUCUCUGUAUGUUCUGAGGUUCAUCUGUGAUUCUGCUCGCUGCAGGAUUGUGUGAAAUGUGUUAAGGAACAGUAAAAUGAUAAGUGAUUUCUAUGGUUCUUUUGAUCGAUGUAAUAAUAGUGUAUGUUGAAAUCUGGGGCCAGAAACUGAGGUCUGGUGAAAGUCGUGUUUGGUUGGCUGCCUUUUCACCGUGGAAGGAGCCAAAUUGUGCUCUCAUUCAUUGAAGCAGGCAAAAUGAAGUCAGUUAGCCAAAUUACAAUCUGGUGAAAUCCAGUCAG